AUGUCAAAAGAAUUUUCUCAAGAAAAAGAUGCACUAGAAAACGGUGAAAUUACAAAAGCUGAUAAUUAUACAAAACUCGACGUGAAUGAUUCAGAGAGCCCAUCUGCUAAAGACUUAAAUACACUACGUAAAAUUGCUGGUGAUGUACCAACUGCCGCAUGGUUUAUAAUACUCUGUGAACUUUGUGAACGAUUUACUUAUUAUGGUGUCUCUGGUCCUUUCCAAAAUUACAUUCAAUUUCCUCCACCUGCAGAACAGGGUGGUCAACCUGGUGCAAUUGGUGCAGGUCAACAAGCUGCAACCGCUUUAACUUUGUUUUUUCAAUUCUUUUGUUAUAUUACUCCUAUAUUCGGUGCUAUUCUUGCUGAUCAAUAUAUUGGAAGAUAUAAGACUAUUGUUAUGUUUUGUUGUAUUUACAUGGUCGGUUUAAUUAUCUUAACUUUGACCGCAAUUCCACCUGCAAUUGCUGCAAAUGCUUCUCUUCCUGGUUUAAUUAUUGCUAUGGUGAUCAUAGGGUUGGGUACAGCAAUAAACAUUGGUGCUCUUUCUCCAGUAAUCACUACAAAUAUCGAAAAAUAUAUUUCUUUUUGGUUGGCUUACCUAAUUCCAUUAAUAAUGUUUAUUUUCGCAAUUUUGGUGUUAUUAAUUGGAAAAAAUAAAUUGGUUAAAAAACCUCCAAACGGAUCGGCUUUAUUAAAUUGUUUUAGAGUUCUCUGUAUAUCUUUUUCUCAUGGUCGUUCUUUGGAAAAUGCAAAACCUUCUAAUAUGUCUGCUGAUGUUAGAGUCAAAGAACGUGUAACUUGGGAUGACGCCUUUGUAGAUCAAGUACGACUUGGAGUGCAGACUGUUCGUCCGCUACAAUGCAAGUUGGUACCAAAUGAUAUUAUGAAUAAUUUGGAUCCUAUUGUUUUAAUUAUUUUCACUCCACUCGCAAAUUACGUGCUUUAUCCGUUACUUCGGAGAUGUGGAAUUUCUAUUCGACCCAUAGCAAAGAUUUUUAUAGGAUUCAUGUUAGUUAGCUUAGCAAUGAUUUAUGCUGCUAUACUUCAAUAUUUCAUUUAUAAUACCAGCCCAUGUUAUAACCAAACUCUAUGUUUGGUAAAUGACGUACCUACUCCAAAUAAUAUUAAUGUUUGGUGGCAAGCGCCUGCAUAUGUUUUUAUUGGUUUAUCUGAAGUAUUCGCUGUGAUAACAGGCCUCAAUUAUGCAUAUUCAAAAGCUCCAGAAGCUUUAAAAUCUUCUGUGACUGCUAUAUUUCUAUCUACAAGUGCGUUUGGAUCCAUAUUAGGGCUCAUGUUUAUACCAUUAUCAACAGAUCCUUAUCUGGUUUAUAUGUAUUUAACUCUUGGCAUGUUAGCUUUUAUAACUGGACUUUUGUUAUUGUACUUUUUAAAUGGGUAUGAUGAUUUGGGCGAAGUUGAAAAUCAAAAAAUUGAUAAAUUUUGA
Messenger RNA from Dentiscutata erythropus, 1446 nucleotides. The record is from the annotation of a GenBank genome assembly. Lineage: Eukaryota; Fungi; Glomeromycota; Glomeromycetes; Diversisporales; Gigasporaceae.